AUGCUCUCGGGCGUACAUCACUGCCCAGGCAGUCGUUUUAAUGUGUACCGCUAUCGGCGCGGAAUGUCGUUGCCUCCAGCCAUGGCGCGACGAACCCAGAGUAUCAAGCUGUUCGCGACAAUGUCUGGGCUCUUUUUCCAUGCGGCGGCUAGUAGACCUACAUACUGA
Messenger RNA from Aspergillus nidulans FGSC A4, 168 nucleotides. RefSeq lists its product as uncharacterized. The record is from RefSeq and is a predicted model, not a curated record. NCBI's taxonomy places the organism in Eukaryota, Fungi, Ascomycota, Eurotiomycetes, Eurotiales, Aspergillaceae. Bases 1 to 168 code for a protein of 55 amino acids. The transcript is spliced from 2 exons.